UUCCGAGCUAAUCGAAAAAGGAAUGGAUAAAGGAGAAUAAAAAAAGCUCCAAAUUUGGCGCGCACUGCAGACGAAAUUGAAAGGUUGUGACAACCUAGUCACAUGAUGACUACAGUAUUAAAUAAUUAUCGCUUCAUUACUCAUAUACCUGUCAUUUGAAAAAAUUGUCGACAAUUAUUGAGAGAUCAUUACGUAAACGUGUGCCGUGCGCCGAAUCACAAGAGAAGUCUAAAAUAAAUCGCCUUGGCUGAGACAGAUUAUUAUUUAUCUCAUUUUGUAAACAUCUAAAUGAUGGCUUGUCAUUUGAUUAAAUCCCCAACUGCCAAUAGUAUUAAUCACUGGAUCUCUCGAACCUGUCAAAUUGUCAUAGCACGUGCGUUUGCUGAUGAUUUAUUAUCAAAAGGAGGACCUAUUGAGGUUUUGAGGAAUCGAAUAGCCAAAGGGGAACUCGUUGAGGAUGACUAUCAGAUGAAAAUUACUGAGAACCUUCAAACUGUAUUUGAACGUGUUCAUAAAUAUGAACCAGAGAAGCCGGGAUUUUUUUCCAAGUUCAUUGGAAAGGGAAAAAGAAGAAAAAAACCUCCGAAGGGAUUGUACCUUUAUGGGGCUGUUGGUGGAGGUAAAACAAUGUUGAUGGAUCUAUUUUAUGACUGCUGUCAGGUUGACAAGAAACAAAGGGUUCACUUUCAUUCCUUCAUGCUGGAUGUGCACAGUAAAAUUCACGAGGUGAAAAAGGGAAUGAAGAGAGACUACAGUAGUACAAAACUACAACCGUUUGAUCCAAUACCUCCAGUAGCUGAUAUGAUAACAGAGAGAGCAUGGCUCCUCUGUUUCGAUGAAUUUCAAGUGACAGACGUUGCAGACGCUAUGAUCUUGAAACGACUAUUCACGUGUCUUUUUGAAAAUGGAAUGACAGUGGUGGCCACCAGUAAUAGAUCACCGGACGAUUUAUACAAAAAUGGACUGCAAAGGGGAAACUUUUUGCCUUUCAUUCAAGUACUUAAAGACCACUCGAUUGUGCAAUCUUUGGACUCGGGUAUUGAUUACAGGCUCAGAGCAGGAUCUGGCAAGGAGAGGACUUACUUCAUCAAAGGGGAGGACGAUGAUGAUGCUGUUGACAAGGUUUUCAAGUACCUGUGCUCCAUGGAAAAUGACAUCGUCAGGCCCAAGAUACUUUCCAUUAAAGGAAGAAACGUAUCCUUCAAGAAAACUUGUGGACAAGUGAUUGAUUCUACGUUUGAUGAAUUAUGUGAUAGGCCUCUUGGUGCAAGUGAUUACCUAGAGCUCUCUCAGGCAUUUCACACAAUAAUAAUAAGGGAUGUUCCUCAGUUAAAUUUGAAGCUUAAAUCACAAGCUAGGAGAUUCAUCACACUCAUUGACACUCUGUACGAUAACAGAGUGAGAGUUGUAGUUUCUGCAGUGGCUCCUCACAACAGAUUAUUUUUACCUGAAGAAGAUACUGAGUACACGGACGAAAAACGAAUGCUAAUGGAUGAUCUGGCUAUAGCUGGUGGCUCAGAUAACCACAAGUCUAAUCUAUUCACUGGUGAAGAGGAACUCUUUGCAUUCGACCGGACAGUCUCGAGACUCUCAGAAAUGCAGACGAAGGAAUAUUGGGAUCAGUGGGAACACCACAGAUAACAUUGACAAAUAAUAGGAGUAAAAAUGUCGAUUGUUCUGCCAUAGUAAUAAAAU
This is a messenger RNA of Fopius arisanus, 1695 nucleotides long. RefSeq names its product putative ATPase N2B. Bases 289 to 1641 code for a protein of 450 amino acids. The transcript is spliced from 4 exons. The record is from RefSeq and is a predicted model, not a curated record. Gene Ontology annotation, cellular component: cytoplasm; mitochondrion. NCBI's taxonomy places the organism in Eukaryota, Metazoa, Arthropoda, Insecta, Hymenoptera, Braconidae. Gene Ontology annotation, molecular function: ATP binding; ATP hydrolysis activity.